AUGACACUGCACGACUCAUACCCUCUCCGUCCGACCCGGAGACGACCGUCGUUGCUUCUACGUGCUCGACCGAAGACUGCUGGUCCUGGGGAAAUGCCUGGCGCAGGCGUUCCUUGGAUGAACCCCGGUCCUUGGGCCCUGAAUCCGUCCUUCAACACCGGCGACGACAGUCAAAUCAGUCUUUGUCAACAGGAACAUGAAUGCAAUGGCGUAUUUGAGGAGAUCUCUGUGUUUCCCGAACCGACACCACGUCAUCGCACAGCAAAGAGCUUCUCCAGCAUCCGUCAUAGCGUUGACGGCCUGCGUGCGCUCGGCCGACGUCUCUCAGUGACCAUUAGAGGGAAAGCCCCGAAACACAAUCUUCAUGUAUCUCAAGGAACCAAUCGAUAUGUCGACGAGGAAAAAUCCUCAGGCGUUGCUCCAGAGGGAAGACACCGAAAUGCUUGGUUCAAGGGGCAUAGCAUUAAUCGCCGCCCAUCGCUCCACAGUGUUUCUGCGCUGCACUCUUUCUACGCGCCGACUGCAAAUGUUGCCAAUUUUAUUCCUGGCAUGGGGUUUGAGCCUCCCGUUUUCUCAGACAAUUUAUCUGGAGGUGCUGCCGCUCGGGCUGCCGCCGCAGCCCAAAACGAGAUGGCCAAAACAGGCCGAAUUCUUUCCCCGGGAGAUUCAAAAAUUUUUGAUACAGAAAGUGGAAUUGGAUUCGAUCUGCGUGAUCGUUCGGAUUUGUCAGAUUCCGAGACAGCUGUUGUACGAUUAGACCCCGUUGAUUAUCUACCUGCCGAACUCAUUUCUCAUGUAUUCUCAUUUCUGAACCCUGCAUCACUAGUGCAGCUGGAGGCGGUUUCGAAAUCUUGGAACAAAGCCGCUUCGUCGCAUCAUGUUUGGCGUAACGUUUUCCGCCAGAACUAUGGCUUCCGAUCGUCCUCGUCUACUGUGACAAGGAAGAUCCAAUCGGCCGGAUUAGGCAAGACACUGCCUAAUCAAGAUUGGAAGAAGAUGGCAAUUGUCCGAAGAAAUUUAGAUCAGCGUUGGAAAGACGGCAAGGCAGCAGCCAUCUAUCUCAAAGGCCACACCGACACUGUAUAUUGUGUCCAAUUUGACGAACACAAGAUCAUCACUGGGUCCCGCGAUCGCACGAUUCGCAUUUGGGAUGCUCAUUACCCGUGGCCAUGUCUAAAGGUCAUUGGCGCGCCUGCUACACAUCAACAACGCCAGUCACCAUCAAAUAACGCGAAUCCACAGCCUGUGGACAACCCGCCGUUUUUUUCUAUUUGCGCACCAAGCCAGCAGUGGACUGAUGUUGCCGACCAGUCAAUUCCGUUAUCUGAUUGUCACAACGCUUCAAUUCUGUGUCUUCAGUAUGACGACGAAAUUAUGGUCACUGGAUCGUCUGAUUUUACCUGCAUUGUUUGGGAUGUCAAGAAUGAUUACAAGCCAAUCCGGCGACUCGUGGGUCACAGGUCAGGAGUUCUAGACUGCUGCUUUGAUGAUCGAUACAUUAUUUCAUGUUCCAAAGAUACGACAAUAUGUGUCUGGGAUCGAGAAACAGGCAGAUUGGUCAAGAGACUGCUUGGCCACCGGGGACCAGUUAAUGCACUGCAGUUGCGUGGAGAUCUUCUGGUCUCCGCUAGUGGGGACGGUGUAGCAAAGCUGUGGAACAUCGCAUCUGGCCUCUGUGUCAAAGAAUUCUCGAGCAAGGACCACGGACUAGCCUGUGUUGAAUUCACCGAAGACGGCCGAACCAUCUUGGCUGGUGGUAAUGAUAAAGUGAUAUAUCAAUAUGAUGCCAACAGUGGUGACAUGGUUGGGGAAGUUGACGGACACAAUGGGCUAGUUCGGUCUCUUCAUUUGGACAGUUUGAACAACCGCCUUGUCAGCGGUAGUUAUGAUUUCAGUGUCAAGGUCUUCGACGCGACUACCGGAAAGAUGACCAUUGACUUCCCUGGGUGGACAACGAGCUGGAUUUUGAGUGCCAAAUCAGACUAUCGUCGCAUCGUAGCUACGAGUCAAGAUGCUAGCGUCGUUAUUAUGGAUUUUGGAUAUGGAUUGGACGGCAUAGAAUUGCUGGAAGAGUAG
Messenger RNA from Talaromyces amestolkiae, 2076 nucleotides. RefSeq lists its product as uncharacterized. The record is from RefSeq and is a predicted model, not a curated record. The coding region runs from base 1 to 2076 and encodes 691 amino acids. NCBI's taxonomy places the organism in Eukaryota, Fungi, Ascomycota, Eurotiomycetes, Eurotiales, Trichocomaceae. Gene Ontology annotation, molecular function: protein binding. The transcript is spliced from 3 exons.